GUCUUCUUCUUCCGAAUGGGACAACACCUCCGAGGCUACUUCAGCGCGUUGGCAGUGGUGCUGAAGUCAAACAACGAAUCGCCGUGGACCAACGAGUUUGACAAAAUCGAGUUAUCCUGUUUGAUUGAGUCCAUUUCCACAACCAACCCCAGAAUCGAAUGGAAGAAGAUAACGAACGAGGGGCCGAGUUAUGUGUACUUUGACGGGAAGAUCUCAGGUGACCUGGAGAACAGAGCGUUGAUCCGAGAACCCGCCUCGCUGCUGAUAACCAACGCCACGAGGUCGGACACGGCCAAGUACCGCUGCGAGGUCACUGCCUCCGACGACCAGAAGUCAGUCGACGAGAUCGUGAUCGUCCUCGUCGUGAGAGUGAAGCCGGUGGUGCCGAAAUGCAGCGUCCCAAAGUCGGUGCCAUUUGGGAAGUCGGCGGAGCUGAGCUGCGUGGAGGAGGAGGGCUUCCCCAAGUCCCAAUACCAGUGGUUCAAGAACAGGGAGGAGAUUCCCGACGACCCAAAGUCCAGCCUCAAGUUCUUCAACUCCUCGUACACGCUCAACGCCGACUCAGGGACUCUGAAGUUCAUCGCAGUCAGAAAAGAAGACUCAGGCGAGUACUCCUGCCGAGCGAAGAACGAUGCAGGAUACUCCGUGUGUCCACCGCAGAAGAUGGAAGUCUACGACAUCGAUGUUGUGGGCAUUGUACUGGGAGUGCUGGUGGUGGUGAUGGUGCUCGUGUGUAUAACGGCGGGGAUCUGCUGUGCGUACAAGCGGGGCUACUUCUCCGGCCAGAAACCGACGGGGAACAAUUACAAAGUUCCAGCUAAAGGAGACGGAGUGGACUACGUCAGGACGGAGGAUGAGGGGGACUUCCGACACAAGUCGUCAUUCGUGAUCUGAGGAUGGACGGGGACGUCCCGGGCUGAGCGAGCGAGGCGUGACCUGUGGGGACCCCCCCCCCCCACACACACACAGCCCACGUGCUCCGAGCGCUCGGCCCAAACUAGCCGCUCAAGUUUGCCAAAGGUGACGAGAUUUCACGGGACAACAAACUCGUCGGAGCUCUUGAUUACACAACGUAGGGGACUGAGAUUUCUUCUUGGACUUUUUACCGCCACCAACCGAAUUAUUUCGCUAAAUUAUGGAGUUCUUACUUUACCGCUGUUGCAUGGUUUGAAAAAAAAACACCGACCGAGGUGGAGGAGGCGAUUCUUUGUUCUGCCGAGUAGAAAAGGAGGAGCGUCUUCCCUCCAACGUCUGUCAUCAUGACACCUUUCUACUUUCGCUUCAAACCCUUCUCGUCAUUUGUAUAACCUUUUUUUUCUACUGUUGAAAUUUGUCAGACUAUUUUUGAUGGAAUAUAUUUUAAAAAUGCCUACAGAUAAAAGGUUUACUUUUUUAAAUAUUUGUAAAAUACUAACAUGUGUUGUUGAUUUUGUUUUGUUUUUAUUUGGUCGUGGAUAAAAACAAGUAUGUCACACUUUAACCACAUCAGGCUGGAAGCAGUUACACCUCUGCAAUCGGAAGAAAGAUGGACAGACGAAAAAGAAAAGAAGAAAAAGAAAAGAAAAAGGACUCAAAUCUGCAUAUCGCAAUGUGGUUCUUGAUCGACGGUCUUACAUAUUUAAUUUCCCGCUUUCUGUCGUGAGGCUCUUCCAUGUCCAUGUUUGUAGAUAGUCUUAGUCAGAGGCUUGAAGAGUGCCAGUCUAAUGCUGUGAACACUGCACACAAUCAGUGUGCAUUUUCUUGAUUUAUAAGUGUCCUUCUAUGCUUGCUGGUGAUUUUGUAUAUAUUGAAUUUACUGUCCAGAGUUUUGCUGUCAUGUGUACAUUCAGUAUUACACUAUAAUAAUUAUGGUAAUAAUAAUACAGGGUUUUGUCGGUUAACCUUCCAGACCCAAAGGUAAAGGAAGUUGUAAAACUAGACGUGGUACUUUGACGUUUUACUGUGUAAAAGCCCUCGAUUUGAAAUUCUGAAUGGAAACAAACUGGACAGAGGACAGAGAGCUUCCUGUCCCUGCGCGUGACAGUUGAGGACUUUGUUAUUUAGACUACUGACUCGUCUGUAUUUAAGCCCCAUUCACUAAAGGUGCCAAGGACGGCUCUCCGGUACAUUCACAGACUGCUACAGGCAGCUGUCCGAUCUGUCCACGUCCAGUCUGUUUACAAACAAUUGUUUGCUAAUAUUUGUGCAAAUUAGAGUGUAGACCCUCGUGUAACAUUUCUAAUCUUUAUUCUUUUCAUAGAUCUGACCCGGCGCGUCAGUGUGACCGUGAUAUACGGCCAGGGUCUGGAGGGUUAACAGUUGUAGUGAUUGUAUAUAGAUAUUUGUAUUUUUGUUGUUGCUUUUUCUCUCUCUCUCAAGAGUAUGUAAAGUGGUGGUUCUUUUUGAGGCAAUAUGAAACUCUUUCCAUUUGUAAGACUGGGAAAAGGUAACAUUUUAUCAUAUCAUUCCGAACAAAUGAGUAUGGAAGCCCCAAGGGGAAAGUGAGAAUUAUUUUUUCAGGUGGAAAAAAGUCACAAAAAUCUUUCACGCUUCUUAAAAUGAGAAAGUUAAAUAUAUAUAUAUGUAUACAUUAUAUAUAUUAAUAUAUAUAAUGUAUAUAUAUAUAUAAUGUUAUUGAUAUAUAAAUAUAUAUAUAUAUUGUAUAUAUAUAUCCAUCCAUCCAUUAUCAAUACCGCUUAUCCUCAUUAGGGUCGCGAGGGCGCUGGAGCCGAUCCCAGCUGACAUAGGGCGAAGACAGGGGACACCCUGGACAGGCCGCCAGUCCAUCGAGGGCACUAUAUAUAUAUAUUCAUAUAUAUAAUGUUUUCAUUAUAUAUAUAUAUAAUGUUCUCAUUAUAUAUAUAAUGUGUUCAUUUUAAGGAGCUUGAAAGAUUUUCCAGACUUUUCUUUUUAUAUAUAUAUAUACAGGACUGUCUCAGAAAAUUAGAAUAUUGUGAUAUAGUUCU
Pseudoliparis swirei is the source of this 2945-nucleotide messenger RNA. RefSeq names its product junctional adhesion molecule 3B-like. The record is from RefSeq and is a predicted model, not a curated record. The coding region runs from base 16 to 894 and encodes 292 amino acids. The transcript has 9 exons. NCBI's taxonomy places the organism in Eukaryota, Metazoa, Chordata, Actinopteri, Perciformes, Liparidae. Gene Ontology annotation, molecular function: protein homodimerization activity; protein heterodimerization activity. Gene Ontology annotation, biological process: angiogenesis; cell adhesion.